Molecule: messenger RNA, 1051 nt
Organism: Vanrija pseudolonga
Lineage: Eukaryota; Fungi; Basidiomycota; Tremellomycetes; Trichosporonales; Trichosporonaceae
Gene: Eci2
Product: Enoyl-CoA delta isomerase 2, mitochondrial
Exons: 5
Coding region: 104-913 (269 amino acids)
Source: RefSeq, a predicted model, not a curated record
GCAGCGACGACAACAGUGUGUUGUUAAAAGAAACCAAGGUGCAACCAACUGGCAGGGAGUCACCACGCAUACGCAGCAGUAUUCUACUCGACGCACACGCACAAUGUCGCCCGCCCAGCUCCCCACCCUCAAGGAGGUCGUGCCGACCCUCCACCCGUCCGGCGUCUUGGAGCUCCGCCUCAACACGCCCGGCAACCUCAACUCGCUGACCAUCCAGAAGCAGGACCUCGUCCAGGGCCUAAACUAUGCCAAGGCCAACAAGGACGUCGUUGCCGUCGUCGUCACUUCGACCGGUCGCUUCUUCUCGUCCGGCGCGUCCAUUAGCCCCGGGGGCAUGGGUGGCGGUGACAUCAAGAAGGGCGAGAACCCUGCUCGCGACUACAUUGACGCGCUCAUCGACUUCCCCAAGCUCCUGGUCGCCGCGCUCCAGGGUCCGGCGUACGGUAUCGCCGUGACCAUGCUGCCUCACUUUGACAUCGUGUACGCUGCGCCCGAGACGACACUCACGACGCCCUUCUCGCGCAUCGGCAUCUGUCUCGAGGGCUGCAGCUCGGUGCUUUUCCCUCCCCUCUUCGGCCCGGUCGUCACCAGCCGCCUUCUCUACCUCGCCGAGACUGUGCCCCUUGCGGACAUUGAGCACUCUGGCCUUAUCCGUGAGGUGCUCCCCGCCGAGGGCUUGCAGACGGCCGUCGUGCGCAAGGUUGAGGCGGUCCUCAACAACCUCGUGCCCGAGAGCAUCAUCGCUUCCAAGUCCCUCACCAAGUCGCCAAAGAUCCGCAAGGAGCUCCACCGCAUCAACAAGGAGGAGAUGGCGACUGUCGAGAAGUGUCGCGCGAGCCAGGCACACGCGGACGCGAUUGCACGUUUCGCGGCCGAGGCAGCGGCCAAGAAGGCCGCCAAGGCCAAGCUCUAAAUGGUCGUCGACGUCGCCAUGUUGCGAGUGGUGGCAAGAGAUUACCAAGCGGCCUUCCCCGUCCCCACGGGGUUAGUAGUUGUAGCGAGAUUGAGCGAGCGGUGAUCACAGAAGUGCAAUGCGAGAAACACAUAGCGG